CUCUCCGUCUUCUCCGCCCUCAGAUAGGGCCAGCAUCACAUCAGCCGCGGGCGAUGGCACCUCUCCACCUUCUCCACCAAGUUCCUCCUCAGCCGUAGUCGAUGGCGCUCCACCUUCUCUGCCCUGUUCCUCCUCACACGAGGCUAGCAACGCAUCAGCGAAAGGCGAUGUCAAAAUCGAAAAUUGCAAAAAAUUACUUCAAAAGUUGGAUUCUCUCUACGGAAAAGUUCAAAAGUUUACAAAUAUGGAGAUACAAGAUGCAAUUGGGAAUCCGCCAAGCGAACAGCGAGAUUAUCGCCUUUUAGAUUUCUCAUAUGGCACCAGCAUGCACAACAAGAGCACUCAAGCUAAGCUUCGAGCUAUCCUCGCCGAGAGAAGCUUUGCGUUAGAAUUUGAGCUAUGGGAAUUAGGAAAGGGUCCCUCAAAAGUUCAAGCGAUUACAGAAAGCUUAAAAGCUGCGGCGCAACCAAAAGAAGGCUCAGACGCUGCGUCGCAACCAAAAGAAGGCUCAGACGCUGCGUCGCAACCAAAAGAAGGCUCAGAUGCUGCGGCGCAACCAAAAAGAGGCUCAGACGCUGCGGCGCAACCAAAAGAAGGUCGAGCUUGCCAGCGAAAAACAUUCCUAACGGGAAUCGGAACUCCUAUUACUGAUUUAUCGAUCUCGUUAAUCGCCCUUGGUCGCGGGAUAAAACUUCUUGUCAUCGAACGUUUGCUCAAGAUCGUCCUCGGCGAUGACGAAGAGAUGGGCAUCGCUGGAAUAACAUCCUUUUCGCCGUUUGUAUAUCAUUCAUGGCGAUCGCUAUCUUAUGAUCAAGUUCCAAUUUUCAUCCGAGAAUUCAAAAACAAUAGCAAACUGCUAAAUCAUGCCAAAGAGACGACGCCCUGGAUAAAGGAAGCCCAAUUUCAUUACAAUAGUCAAAUUAAUCGUAGCGCAAAGCGGAAACGACAGCAGCUCACAACUUUAUCGUACUAUUCUGCUCCAAUGGCUCCUCGUAUCUCUCGCCGCAGGCUGAUGCACUCGGGUGAACUCGCAAAUGCUUCUAGGUAUCUAGCCCGUCCACCUCCAAACUGCCGAACUCUAACGCUGAUCCUCCACAAAGUCAAUCAUACUCGCAAUCUUUCACCACCCCUCCCUCAGAAAGCGUCACCAACAUGCCAACACACAACCAUCAGACUGAACACUCAGGUUACUUAUAUCGAUCUCCCAUGCCACAGGGAGAUAGGUGGGGAUUAUGCUUAGGAGCGGGAAAUGGUGUGUGACACAGAGCCUACUUUUUAGCAAAGCUAACGUCUCUUUACAGGCGAAUAUACUCGGCAGCCGCAGACUCAAGAAGGUCCAGGUAAGUAUAGAAGAUUUGUUUAAACCACAGCUAUUGCUGAUACCUAAAAGGCCAUUAUGGGGGACCACAGUUCCCACUGGAGGACAUCCGAACCAACCACGA
This is a messenger RNA of Mytilinidion resinicola, 1442 nucleotides long. RefSeq lists its product as uncharacterized. The transcript has a single exon. Bases 245 to 1240 code for a protein of 331 amino acids. NCBI's taxonomy places the organism in Eukaryota, Fungi, Ascomycota, Dothideomycetes, Mytilinidiales, Mytilinidiaceae. The record is from RefSeq and is a predicted model, not a curated record.